This is a messenger RNA of Staurois parvus, 408 nucleotides long. NCBI's taxonomy places the organism in Eukaryota, Metazoa, Chordata, Amphibia, Anura, Ranidae. The record is from the annotation of a GenBank genome assembly.
ACACACAGACAUGUAAAUACACACACACAGAAACAUAUACACAUACAGACACAUGUAUACACACACGCAUACACAUACAUACACGCAAACACAUGUACAGAUACACACAUGUACAUGCAUACACAGAUACACACACACACACACAAAGUUGCAGUACUUCGUUGUUCACUCACAGAGCCAGGUACUGCACUCUAGGGGGAGGCAGAGAGCACAGCACACACUCCUUCCUUUGCUUUCACUGCGCUCAGCUAUUGAGCAGUCUGACUGCUCCCAGUGCCAAUGACAGAUCCGGCCUGAGCUCCGAGACUGCUCAGCAAGAUGGCCCUGGGGGACACGCUUGCCCCACCAUAAUUUCCACUCGCCAAUGGCGAGCAGGCGAGUGGAAAUUUCAAGACCUGGGUUAAAGUA